Messenger RNA from Trichophyton rubrum CBS 118892, 693 nucleotides. RefSeq lists its product as uncharacterized. The transcript has a single exon. The record is from RefSeq and is a predicted model, not a curated record. Bases 1 to 693 code for a protein of 230 amino acids. NCBI's taxonomy places the organism in Eukaryota, Fungi, Ascomycota, Eurotiomycetes, Onygenales, Arthrodermataceae.
AUGGAGGAGGGAAAUCAGCGACCAAAGGACAUGACCCCAGAAACAUGGGCACUUAUCGAGGGCCUCUUUCCCCCUGGCCCCAAUAGAAACGGCGCUCACUCUCAUCUGCCUUCAUCCUCCGGCCACGCCAGUGACAUGACAACCUAUGACGGCAGCGAGGCAGCGGCCAGCGAUGGAGACCAAAGCUACAGCAUCGUUGAUGGCAUUAGCAGCACCUCCGAGACUCCAUCUCUCCUGACUCCACCUCUCACCAACACUGACGAUGAAGAAUUUGAGGAUAUCGAGGAUGAGUACGAGAAUGAAGAUGGGAGCAGCGUUGCCACUCCCUCGGGCUGGGGCUCUACCCCAGCACACUCAGUUGAUAACGAAUAUGACCAACAAGAAUAUGACGAUGAAUAUGAAGAUGAAUACGAAGAAGCAUCUGAAGAAGAAUCUGAAGAUGAGAGAAACUACGUCCAGUCUCGUGGUGUUGACUCGCCCGAAUCAACUUCAAACCCGGCACAGUUUGACCGUCUAGAGCAACAGAACAACCAUGGAGCCUCUUGCCAUCAUCCGUACUCUGAUGUUCAAUCUUUGACGAACCUGAAAGCUAUGAUGGCCAUGAAGGCAAUCAUCAUAAUGAGGAGACGCCCGAAAGAAGAAGGAAAGAGGCCCCAGCUAAUACUUCUCCGCAGCAUACACCAUCUCAUCUGA